CUCCUGGGCCAGGCCUAAAUGUCACCAUGAUUGGUAACUGAUCCAGAAUCCCAAGAUUAACCUAAACAUUUGAAGUGUGGAAAGUAGAAGAGAUUUAAUACACCACUAACUCUGUUGUGUAACCAUGGCAGACCCUUCAGCAGAGGUACCCUAUUCUGUGGUGACUCAAACGGAAUUAAUUGAGGAACCUCAGUGUUACUACAAUGAAACCAUUGCCUUCUUUUACAACCGAAGUGGGAAACCUCUAGCCACUGAAUGGAACACUGUGAGCAAGCUUGUGAUGGGGCUUGGGAUUACAGUAUGUGUCUUCAUCAUGCUAGCCAACCUCUUAGUUAUGGUGGCUAUCUAUGUCAACCGGCGAUUUCACUUUCCUAUUUAUUACCUAAUGGCUAACUUAGCUGCUGCAGACUUCUUUGCAGGACUGGCAUACUUCUACCUAAUGUUUAACACGGGACCCAACACUAGAAGAUUGACUGUCAGCACCUGGCUCCUUCGUCAGGGUCUCAUUGAUACUAGCCUGACAGCCUCUGUUGCCAACUUGCUGGCAAUUGCUAUAGAGAGGCACAUCACAGUGUUCCGCAUGCAGUUGCAUACUCGGAUGAGUAACCGGCGAGUCGUGGUGGUAAUUGUUGUCAUCUGGACUAUGGCCAUCAUCAUGGGAGCUAUACCAAGUGUGGGCUGGAACUGUAUCUGUGACCUCACUCACUGUUCCAACAUGGCACCGCUCUACAGUGACUCUUACUUGGUCUUCUGGGCUAUUUUCAACCUGGUCACCUUUGUAGUCAUGGUGGUCUUAUAUGCUCAUAUCUUUGGCUAUGUCCGCCAGAGGACUAUGAGAAUGUCUAGACAUAGUUCUGGACCACGUAGAAAUCGGGACACCAUGAUGAGUCUUCUGAAGACUGUGGUCAUUGUGCUUGGUGCUUUUAUAAUCUGCUGGACUCCAGGCUUAGUCUUGCUUCUCCUUGAUGUUUGCUGCCCACAGUGUAACGUCCUGGCGUAUGAAAAAUUCUUCUUGUUACUUGCGGAAUUCAACUCUGCCAUGAACCCCAUAAUCUACUCCUACCGGGACAAGGAAAUGAGCGCCACCUUCAAACAGAUUCUUUGCUGUCAGCGCAGCGAGAAUGCCAAUGGCCCAACGGAAGGCUCUGACCGGUCCGCCUCUUCGCUCAAUCACACCAUCUUGGCCGGAGUUCACAGUAAUGAUCAUUCUGUGGUUUGAAAAGGAACUGG
Molecule: messenger RNA, 1230 nt
Organism: Euleptes europaea (tarantolino)
Lineage: Eukaryota; Metazoa; Chordata; Lepidosauria; Squamata; Sphaerodactylidae
Gene: LPAR1
Product: lysophosphatidic acid receptor 1
Exons: 4
Coding region: 125-1219 (364 amino acids)
Biological process (GO): phospholipase C-activating G protein-coupled receptor signaling pathway; neurogenesis
Cellular component (GO): membrane
Molecular function (GO): lysophosphatidic acid receptor activity
Source: RefSeq, a predicted model, not a curated record